Molecule: messenger RNA, 874 nt
Organism: Mercenaria mercenaria
Lineage: Eukaryota; Metazoa; Mollusca; Bivalvia; Venerida; Veneridae
Exons: 4
Coding region: 38-346 (102 amino acids)
Biological process (GO): cristae formation
Cellular component (GO): mitochondrial crista junction; MICOS complex
Source: RefSeq, a predicted model, not a curated record
AAUCGACGGUUGGGUGAAAGAUGUAGAUGAAAAAAACAUGGCGGCGACCUUAGUGAAAGCUGCUGGCAAGAUUGGUGUAGCUGUUGGGGCAGUAGUUGUGACAGCGAGUCAGGGUGUAUGGAGCACAAACAAUGAGAUGGGGGUCAAAGCUUUGAAUAAAGUUCGAAGUAAAGUACUUCCAGCUGCAAAUGAAAUUGUCGAAAAGAUUCCUACAAGAGAAACAGUUAAAAACAAAAGUUGUAACACAUGGAAUUCAGGUGUUAAGACGGUCUUUUCGUCUCUGUCUACGGCGCCAGAGAAAAGUGCAAACUACAUACGAAAAUCUAUACAAGACUUACGAAAAUGACAAUGCUUGUGUUAACUUUUUAUGUUUACUUAUAUAUUUUAAUAUGUCAGCAAAUAUGUCACUGUAUGACUGUCUUUCAUCUUUCAAAGAUGAAUGUUUUUGGGAAAAAAACAUGUAUUAGUAAGUGAACACAUAUUGACACUAUUCAAUUUCAGUAUGAUUACAUAUUCAUAUUACACAAAUCGUCACCGUUCUCCAUGGACUAAGAAGGUUUUUGUUUUACAUAAAAAAAUAGAACAUUCAGAAGAGGCAAGCCUUGAAUAAUUAAGAUUUUUUUUUUUUUGCAAAUUGUUAAAAAAAGCGAUGCCUGCAAAGAACAUUCGGAUACAUAUUCCUUUGAGAUUUAUGAAAAAAAAAAUUUAGGUGAGAAAACAGUUUUUUUUUGUGUUUUUUUUUCAGAACAAUAAUCAAUACUAUAUUUUUACUUUUCAAGUUUGUAAGAAGUAUUCAAAUGCAGAAAUUAUAAUUGUUUUGUUAAAUUUGUUAAAUAUCAUAUCUAUGAAUAAAACAGAUAAUGUUCUUAUAACA